Xenopus tropicalis (tropical clawed frog) is the source of this 759-nucleotide messenger RNA. RefSeq names its product LSM2 homolog, U6 small nuclear RNA and mRNA degradation associated (gene lsm2). The record is from RefSeq and is marked validated. NCBI's taxonomy places the organism in Eukaryota, Metazoa, Chordata, Amphibia, Anura, Pipidae. Gene Ontology annotation, molecular function: RNA binding. Gene Ontology annotation, biological process: mRNA processing; mRNA splicing, via spliceosome. Gene Ontology annotation, cellular component: nucleus.
UCGCGAGAUUUAUGCAGAGGCGCUAGAGCGGUGAAUGAGCGGAAGGCAUUUGGUGUGUAGAUCUGUCGUUGUCAGCGGCGUCUGUUUUGUUCUUCAGUUUCCAGAUAGAGCUUGGGUGGUGCGACUGCAACAGAAGCAAUGCUAUUCUACUCCUUCUUCAAGUCUCUUGUAGGAAAGGAUGUGGUGGUAGAGCUGAAGAAUGAUCUGAGUAUCUGUGGUACUCUACACUCAGUUGAUCAGUAUUUGAACAUUAAGCUGACUGAUAUCAGUGUAACAGACCCAGAAAAAUAUCCACACAUGUUGUCUGUAAAGAAUUGUUUCAUUCGGGGAUCUGUGGUCCGCUAUGUACAGCUCCCUGCUGAUGAAGUAGACACUCAGCUUCUCCAGGACGCUGCACGGAAAGAAGCUGUACAGCAAAAGCAGUGAUGUACAAGAGCUAGAAGGAUGGAAGCAGGUUCACAAGCAGCACUAGGUGUUGUCAACUGCCUAUAUUUCUAUAAGGCCAAAUAUAGGAGUGAGCAGCAACUUGUUACCUGUUAUACAGGUUUUGCAUUACAUUUCUGUAAGAGACCCACACUUUUUUUUCUCAUCCUAGUUCUGGAAACUUUUUUAAGUGCAGUGACUUGUGUGUUCACUUUAGAAUCCAAGCAAUGCAUUUUGCUCUGCAAAGAAGUGGUCUCAGAUAAGCAGAGUUAAUUGGGAAAGACUGCCCUAACUUUUUUUUUUUUUUACUUAAAUAAAUUUUGUGUUAAGUCAUCA